Messenger RNA from Pleurotus ostreatus (oyster mushroom), 1593 nucleotides. RefSeq lists its product as uncharacterized. Lineage: Eukaryota; Fungi; Basidiomycota; Agaricomycetes; Agaricales; Pleurotaceae. The transcript is spliced from 11 exons. The record is from RefSeq and is a predicted model, not a curated record. Gene Ontology annotation, biological process: nucleoside triphosphate metabolic process. Gene Ontology annotation, molecular function: ribonucleoside triphosphate phosphatase activity; nucleoside triphosphate diphosphatase activity. Bases 1 to 1593 code for a protein of 530 amino acids.
AUGCCGGGUUCGUGUGGCGGCGCCUAUGUCCACGAAUCUUCGAUGUGGAGUACGAGGGAAGACUCGGCGCGGAACGGGGAGGAAGCCAAAUGUCUGCUCGAUGUGCACGGUGCCGACUACAGCAAUAAGGCAGUUCGAAGCCCCGACUACAACCAAACGCCACCCACCUUAUGCUGGAAGAAGACCAAAUGGAUAGUGGUGGUGCUCAUAACACUGCUCGUGUUCGUUCGGAGACUCUUCAUCCCGCUGCCACCUCACCCAAACCAGACGUUCGUUGGAGAGAAGUUGAGGUCAAAUGGCACGCAUGACUUCAAGCGGACGGUUGUACUCAUUUCUAUCGAUGGCUUUCGCGCGGACUACCUGGAUAGAGGGCUUACGCCUCAUUUACUCAAUAUCAGCAAGCAGGGAAUCAGAGCGAAGUUCAUGCGCCCUAUAUUUCCUUCACCAUCAAAUGGCCUUGACGUCUUUAACCCGAAUGUGUCGCGCAGGAAUCACUGGACGCUCAUGACAGGGCUUUACGCUGAAUCUCACGGGAUCGUUGCCAAUAAUUUCUGGGACCCAGCAAGCCGAAGUGAGUUCCACUACAGUAAUGUAAAGUCGUGGCGGAAUGCUUCUUGGUGGUUCGGUGAACCGAUGUGGGAGACUGCUCGUCGGGCUGGGUUGAUCACAGCGAACCUCAUGUGGCUUGGUCCAACCAAGACAAGCUCGGGUGUUGAGUCCACCUACUUUGUUCCAUGGAAGGACAAUGUUCCGUUGAAAGAGAAACUCGACCAGAUUAUUUCCUGGGUAGAUCUCCCGCUCCUCAAGCGACCUCAGCUCAUUCUUGCAUAUGACCAAUCUCUUGAUCAUGCCGGGCAUACCAACGGCCCGAUGUCCGUCGCUGUAAACCGAACGCUGCAACAGAUCGACGGCUUCGCGAGAGAUCUACACGCAGAACUCCAGGCUCGCAACCUUACUGACAUAGUCGAUACCAUUUUCGUCAGCGAUCAUGGCAUGGCGGAUACGAGCCAACCGGAGUUCAUAUAUAUGGACGACAUCCUCGGAGCUGACGGCGUAAAAAUGAUCGAACACGAAGACGGCUGGCCUUCGAUGGGUUUACGAUUCCGCCCACAGGCCAACGAGACACAUUACCUGCAAACCUUGAUUCAAGCGUCGGAAGCGAACGGUCAUAAAUUCGACGUGUACACCCACAAGACGAUGCCGAAGAGAUACCACUUUUCGAAUAGCGAUAGGAUUGCGCCGAUCUACGUCGUGCCGAAACUUGGGUAUGCACUCACGACCUAUGAGCAAGGGACUGCUGGGAUGAGUGCAGGGAAUCACGGGUACGAUAAUAUGGAACCCUCGAUGCGUGCUGUCUUCAUCGCACAAGGCCCCUUCUCCACGGUCGCGAAGGCUUUGCAGCGCUCUGGAUUGUCGGCGUAUCACUUCCUCUCAUGCCUCGAUGCUGUAUGGCGAGCGGUACCAGAUGAUACGCAUAUCAUCGAAGGCUUCCGGAACGUCGAGCUGUACAACUUGGUCACAAAGUUGUUGGGUAUACAGCAGUAUGCGGCGAAGAAUAACGGGACUUCGGGGUUUUGGGAUAAGUACUUUUAA